This is a messenger RNA of Octopus sinensis (East Asian common octopus), 1907 nucleotides long. Its product is annotated as lachesin. The record is from RefSeq and is a predicted model, not a curated record. NCBI's taxonomy places the organism in Eukaryota, Metazoa, Mollusca, Cephalopoda, Octopoda, Octopodidae. Gene Ontology annotation, cellular component: neuron projection. The transcript is spliced from 7 exons. The coding region runs from base 330 to 1469 and encodes 379 amino acids.
CUCAUACCUAUAAUUAUUUGUGCCAUUUAAGUUCAUAUUUGUCUUUCACUACACAUUAAUCCCGUCAAUAAUUUGGAUAUUUUAAAAAUUGCAAGGAAAAUCAUGCCUUUAGAUGAAAACUUCUCCAAGUCGGAAAUAGGAGCAAAGGCGUUGUGAGUCAACGGCAAGGUAUGGUUAAUUGAGGUCAUAUGAAUGUGACGUCAAAGGAGAUAUACAGGUAACUGCAUACCUGGUGACAUUUUCUCGACUCUUCGCUCUUAAUCCAAUAACAGCCAUUAGUGUACUUCAUUUGUAAUGUGAGAAAACGUCGUUUUACUUGCCAGAGAAAUAUGUCACAUUUUAAUCUGAUUUUACUUUUCUUUUCUACAAUUUUCAUCAAUACAAGUUAUGGUCAAGAACCUAGCAUUGUUGAUGAUAUACUUCCAGACAUAAAGAGAAUUGGGGAGACUGGUAUGCUAAAUUGUACUGUGGCUCGGUUGGGAACAAAUGCGGUUACCUGGUCUUUUAGCAACUCAAACCAACUACUGAGUCGAGGUGAAGUUAUCAAUGUUGAGAACAAAGAAAUCGAAGGCCUUAAAAGGUUUGAGAUUAAGAAACAUGGAUCCAGUGACCGAAUUACUUUCACAUUAAUAGUUCGCUUUCUGCAAGAGGACGAUGCUGGACGUUACAUCUGUUCCAUUGAAACUGUUGGAAGCUCACCUGAAAACUAUCCAAAAAAAUAUGGAUUCAUCACUGUUCUUUCACCACCUAAAAUAAGUCUUUCAAUGACAACAACUAGAGUUGAGUUAAAGCUCGGUGGUAGCAAAAUAUUAAUGUGCAAUUCUUCAGGAAUUCCUUCUCCGAAUAUUACUUGGGUCAGAACAAAUGGUGAACUGCUACCCAAUUUAAAAUACAGUAACAAAAAUCCAGUCUUGAAGUUGACUAACGUUCGAAGUGAGGAUCAAGGUGUUUAUCGUUGUGUGGCUGAUAAUACAGUCCGACCUCCAGAUCAUUUAGAUGUUAGAGUCUAUAUCAUUUCACCCCCUAUGGUCAGUUAUGUUCAAGACACUGUUGGUCAAGCUCAGAAUGGAAAAUAUUCAGCAGUAUUGGAGUGUAAAGUGUCAUCUUACCCGGAUGCUGUGUUGAGUUGGUACAAAAAGAAAUCUCGGGGGAGGGAGAAAUUAACUGAUACUGAUAAGUAUGAAAUUCAGAAGCUACAAAGCAGCAACCUAAGGCUUGGAGAGACUUGGUACAAACUGAAAGUGAAGAAUGUCCAAGCCAAUGACUAUGGAACAUAUUACUGUGUUGGCGCAAACACUGAGGGAGAACAAGAAACUCAAAUUAUAUUAUUUGAAACUGCAGAGUGUCAAGGCCCAAACUGCCCGUCUCCUACUGGAAGUGUUUCAACUUUAAAAGUUUACAAAAGCAUCCUGUUCAUUCUUGGCGUGUGUUACAUAUUUCUUAUACCAGAUAUCACUUUUGUAUUAUAAACUGCAGUAUCAUGAAUUCAGUAUUUACAGACUCUAUAUAGAGGAGGACCAUCAUUUAACAUGGUACUCCACAAAUGUUUUCUAUAUGUACAUACAUCAGUAGUAUUGCAUAAAAUUACCUUUAUUGAUUUGGUAAUGUCCUUCAAUAUUCUGACCUUAAAUCCUGUCAUUGCAUUUAACAUGCUACGGUUAAUGUAACUAUAUACUUUAGAACAUGCCAAAAUAUGCAGUACUUCAUGCAAGCAAAAAUAGUAAAUUGGAGACACAGAGUAGCAUAUGAAGGGUCAGUGGAAAAAUUUUUCUUUAGCUGUAUUUAACCCUUUCGUUACCAACCUGACUGAAACCAGCUCUGGCUCUGAGUACAAAUGUUUUGUUUUCAUAUGUGUUGAAUUAAAAUCUUCUACCAAACCUCAGUCACAAUUUAUGUUCCUAAUACAA